This is a messenger RNA of Prorocentrum cordatum, 2440 nucleotides long. The record is from the annotation of a GenBank genome assembly. NCBI's taxonomy places the organism in Eukaryota, Dinophyceae, Prorocentrales, Prorocentraceae.
GAGGGAGCGUCUCGGGGCCCAGACUGGGCUGGGCGAAGGCGUGUUGCUGCAGUUGGAUAGCCUGCUUCCCGACCAGGGUGCUCUGGUGCCCGCGCCUGGGCAGCUUGAGGGUAAGCUUACCGUGUGCACCUACAACGGCAACACGUGGAACACGGCCUCCAGCGUCCACGAGUGGAUGAGGAAGAAGGGGCUGGUCCCGCACGCGAUGUUCGUCCAGGAGACGCGCUUCACAUCUGACACGGCGGUGGAGCAGGCCCAUGGCUGGGCCAGCCGAGGAGGUCACCGACUCGCGGCCUCAGGGGUCCUGAGGACUGGAGACGCCGCCACGGCGGUCUCGUCGGGAGUGGCCAUAGUCUCCUCGUCGCUGCUGGGCACCGCGAGAUACCUCCUGCCCUGGGAUGGGGCCCCACAUCGGUUCAUCGCUCGUCGAGUCUCCGUGGGGGAGGGCACCAUGAUUGCCAUGAUCUCGGUGUACCUCGAGGACUCGAUCGGGCUCCAGGGGCCCAACAGGCAACUGCUGGAGGACAUCCACGCGUGGGGCGCUCACCUGGACGAGCCUUUCAUCAUAGGUGGCGACUGGAACAUUCAGGCCAGCGAACUGGACACCUCAGGCUGGCCUGAGCUCAUGGGAGGCGCUGUCCUGGCACCUGGGUUGGCCACCUGCAACGACAAUGAGUACGAUUACAUCGUCACCUCGCGCGCGCUAGAAGACCUGGUGGACUCCACCACGGCCCACGCUGACACCCCCAACGGCCCGCACCAGGUCGUGUCGCUCGUGUUGCGUGGCUGCUGGAAGCGGCCCAUGAUCCAGACGCAGCGCGUGCCGAAGGGUUUUGGGCUGGAGUUCGAUGCCGAUGAGGAGGCCAGGACCAGGCGCGACCAGCUAGUGGCCACCCUCCCCUGGCCACCGCCUGGCUCAGGCUCGGUUUACAAGGGCAGGUCCAAGGGCCUCAGGACGGUCACGGCCCCUCUGGAGGCCAAGGUCCAGGAGGGCCGCUGUGAUCGAGCAUCGGAGGUCACCUACCUCUGGCUGUCGCUGCGCCACCUGUCCAAGAGAAGGUGGGACUUGGGGCCCAUCGGGCCCAACGCCCAGCCCGACAGCUCCAGGGCCAGGCGAGCGCAGCAGCUGUUCGAGUCAGCCAGCCGCUUGAAGGUCAAGUUCCAGGAUCAGUCCAUCACGAUGUUUGAUGGCACGGUGUUCUUGAGCUUCUGGGAUGAGAUCGGCCUCCAGACUGAGUUUGGCUACAACUUCUUAUUGGUGAUGGAGCAGGUAGUGGCUAAGCACACCAAGGAGGAUGCCAAGGCCAGCAAACUCAAGUGGGAUGACUUCCCGGAGCAGGCCUUUGAACGUCAGGGUUCGUUGGCCCACAAGGUCAUCAAGAAGACCCACGGAGAGCCCAACCCCGUCCUUGAGGCCGGCACGGUGGACCAUGCUCUGGUGGGCCAGCCUUCUCUGGAGAGGAUGCUAGCUGACUGGCCCCCCAUAUGGUCUGAUCCCAGUCGGAGCGGCCAGGAGCACCCUGGUCUUUGGGACGUUGGCGAGUGGGUGCUGCCGCCGAUCACGGUGGACGACAUCAAGCUCGCGUCGCGCAAGUUCUCCAAGCACGCGGGCCUUGGCUGGGACAGUUUCCACCCGCGCUUGCUGCUGGGGGUGGGAGAGGACAUCCUGGCCAGGCUCGCCAGUCUGCUCAACUCCUGGGAGCGCUCUCCCUACUGCGGCGAGCUGUGGACCGUGCUCAUGGUCUUCUUGCCGAAGCCCGAUGGCGGGCAGCGGCCCAUCGGGCUCAUGCCGCUGCUGCCCAGGAUCCGGUCAAGAGUGCGCCAGGGCUACACGGCCAAAUGGGAGAGGGACGGCGAGGACUACGCCGUGAAAGUCCUCACGGCCCAGGUGGCAGGGGGCAGCUACAGGCUCUACGUGGACUGCAUGGCCACGGUGCGCUGCGCGGCCAACCCGUUGGCGGCGGCCGCCGCCAGCAGCCAGCGUGCGCACUUGUGGGCUGGCCAGGCCGAGCAGCUGCAGGACGUGACGGUGGUCAAGAUCAAGGCUCACUUGGGCCCCAAGGCCGUCGCAGACGGCCUCAUCUCGCAGUUCGAGUUGGACGGCAACGCUCGCGCUGACAGGCGAGCCAAGCAGGGCGCGGCGGCGGCCAGGGUGAGCCUCGAUGACAUCCACACUGUCGAGGGCUGCCAGGCGCCGGUGCGCCAGGCGGCGCGGUUCGCCGCCGCGCAUGAGGUGCACAUUUCGCGAACCAACAGGCUCGACUCCAUGGGCGUGGUGGCACUGAGACUGAUUGACCUUGGAGAGUGGCCGCAGUGGCCAGCUGAGUUCGACGAUGAAGUGGAGGGUGCCGACUUGGAGGCCGCGGCCAGCUCCCAUGUGACAGUGGGGAGCGCGCCGACGGAGCCCGAUGUUGUGCCCGUUGGACUGAAGCCUUGGCGC